GUUUUUGUUCUUUUACUUCCGCUCUAGUCGAGGGAUCCGAAGGGAAGUAGGCGGAGGACCCGUUCAUUGUUUUGAUUUCGAAAUUCUAGCUUAAAAUUUUUAUGAUGACGUCUAAAUUGAUUAAUCUUUUGUCAAAUAAGUUGAGCAAUGAUUCUGAUAACAUCGCUAAGAUACAAUAUGAGUUCUUGGGUCUUUGUGUGAAAGCUUCUAGUGCAGCAAAGUGUCAGAAUUACUUUGAUAUGGACGCACUAAAGAGUGGAGUGGGCGUAACAAGAAAAAUAUGCAUUCCUCCUGAGAUGAAGGUUUGCGUUAAUGAAGGAUUAAAUAUAUGGAAUGAGAUAUGCAAGGGAUGCAAAGGAAAUCACAUGUGGUUUAUUGCUGGUGGUUAUGCGUCGUUUCUAUCAGGAUAUACUAACAGAUAUUCUGAUGUUGAUGUGUACAUUAACUGUACCAAAAACUUGGCAAAGGGACCAGACAAUCCGAAUACUGAAGUGCCAGAUCACAUUCAGAUUGAAAAAUAUGCUAGGAAUGUGGUCAACAUGCACUUUCUAAACACUGAAAAAAUCCCAACCACAACUGUACAAUUUGUUCAAGUAGAUUUUUCACUGAAUGGCCCCAAAAGUUCACCAGUGAAAUUCCUUGAUACAAUGAUGGCAUAUGUACUGUCUUCUACAUUCGACAUGCCCAUAUGCCGAGUUGCCAUUCGAAUUUCGCUAGCAGAAGCUGAUGAUGCUUACAUCAUAGAUUACAGAGCAAUAGAAGGUUACAACAAGCAUCCAACUGAAUCAAGAAUCUUAAAAUAUCGUGAAAGACAAGUUGGUGGUCAAAGCUUUUGUGUUCCAUCACUCAAAUCACUAUGUGUUAGAUCAUUUUUUAAGUAUAGUUAAUGCUUUCAUAGCACAUUCAAUGUCAAAAACAUAAUAAAAUCUUAAAAAACACAA
Molecule: messenger RNA, 941 nt
Organism: Frankliniella occidentalis (western flower thrips)
Lineage: Eukaryota; Metazoa; Arthropoda; Insecta; Thysanoptera; Thripidae
Exons: 4
Coding region: 102-887 (261 amino acids)
Source: RefSeq, a predicted model, not a curated record